ACUACCCCAAACAAUUUCCUUUUCUUUCCUCAAACAAAAAUGGGUCAAUCCCUUAACCUCUUAUACACAAUUUUAGCCCUAACAUUUCUCACUACCCAUGCCCAAAACAACCAAACUCAAUUCCUAGACAUUCACAACGCCAUACGUGCACAAGUUGGCGUACCGCCCCUAACAUGGAACCACACACUAGCCUCAUACGCCCAAGCAUUCGCCGACAAAGUCAAGCAGACGUGCGACAACAUGGCCCAGUCGUACGGACCCUAUGGCGAGAACACCGCCUCGGGAUAUGGGGCAUUUACGAUCGACGACGCCGUGAAUCAAUGGGUGGAGGAGAAACCAAACUAUGAUCAUCAUUUGAAUGAGUGUAGAAAUGGGACUGAUUGUUCACAUUAUACACAAGUUGUAUGGAAAGAAAGCUUGUUUCUUGGUUGUGCUAAUAUACUUUGUGGUGCCGGUUGGCCUUUUGUUGUGUGUGAGUAUUAUCCUCCCGGAAAUGUUCAAGGAAAAUGGCCCUAUUAAUUUGGUGUACUUGUCUUAUCUGGCGUGCAAAUACACAAUAAUUUUUUAUGAUGUACUUUCUCCAUUUUAUAAUACUCGCUACAUUUUAAUAGUAGCACUAUUAACCUUUAAUCUUGUUUCGGUGAUUCCGACUCAUGCAUAACAAAUUAUAUAAUAAUACGAGAUCUUGUUUUAUUCAUGUUUGAAUCUAGUUUUU
Molecule: messenger RNA, 715 nt
Organism: Amaranthus tricolor (Joseph's coat)
Lineage: Eukaryota; Viridiplantae; Streptophyta; Magnoliopsida; Caryophyllales; Amaranthaceae
Product: pathogenesis-related protein 1B-like
Exons: 1
Coding region: 40-519 (159 amino acids)
Source: RefSeq, a predicted model, not a curated record